AUGUCACAAAGGCACAUUGCCGGUAGGGCGGUAGGGCGGAGGCGAUCAGGGAAGCCACCGCAGGCAGCAGGCCAGUUCCAGUCCCCCGCUCAACAUCGCGAGAGGUCGAGAGGAGCAAUGGCGGCAAAGAAACGUUUCCCGGGCAGCCGCCAAGCCGAGCCUCAGAGCCAGGGAUGUCGGCGAUGCCAACGUUCCAUCCUGAGGCCAAAGAGGAAGAUGAACGCCUAUGCCUGCUUCCUUCGAACCUGCCGGGAGGAGCUGCAGAAGAGCCGCCGGGGCACCGAGGUAAACUUCGUGGAAUUCUCCAAGCACUGUGCCCGACGAUGGAAGGCGAUGUCCCCCCGGGAGAAGGCCCGCUUCCAGGCCCUGGCCCGGGCAGACGGACGCCGCUUUGCCCGCGAGAUGAGGAGCUACGACCCUUCGAUGGAAACCAAGGCUCCUAAGAAGCCGAUGUCAUCUUUCCUUCUGUUUUGCCAAGAGUACCGCCCCCAGCUCCGGGCCGACCACCCCAACCUGUCACCGAUGCAAGAGUCCCGUCGCCUCGGAGCCAUCUGGCGCGGGCUCAGCAAGAAGGAAUACCAGCGCUUUGUGGACUUGGCAGCUAGGCUGCGAGAGAAGUACCACAAGGAUGUGGAGAAAUACAAGAAGAGAGCCCAGAAGAUCGCCUAUGCCAGGUCCCUGGGCAGGGAGAGAGUGGCCGGGAAGCAGCGCCGAGAGGAGGAGGUGGAGGAGGAAGACUCCGAUUACGAGGAAAGCAUGGAUGACUAG
Messenger RNA from Suncus etruscus (white-toothed pygmy shrew), 768 nucleotides. Its product is annotated as high mobility group protein B3-like. Gene Ontology annotation, biological process: regulation of transcription by RNA polymerase II. The record is from RefSeq and is a predicted model, not a curated record. Gene Ontology annotation, molecular function: DNA binding, bending. Lineage: Eukaryota; Metazoa; Chordata; Mammalia; Eulipotyphla; Soricidae. The transcript has a single exon. The coding region runs from base 1 to 768 and encodes 255 amino acids.